ACUCAAGCUCAAGGUAGCUCGCCAGACGACCAGAAGUAGCUCUCGCCUUCAUCAGCAGCGGCAGCGCAGCCGCGCAGGCCACCGGUAGCUGCCAGAAGCUCACGUACAGAGCGAAGCGAAGAAGCUAGCAAUGGAGCACGGGUACCCCUGCAACGGCUGCGGCGGCAACAAGGAGAAGAGGCCGCCGCUCAAGAGGGGGCAGCUCAAGGUGCAGAUAGUCAAGACUCUGCUGGGCAGCCUCGCGGUGCCCGCCGGAGCCGGCGCAGCCAACAGGGAGCGCAGCUUCGGGAGAUGAGCAAGCUUCUCUGCUUCUGCUACCUGACCAAGCCACAUCCAGAUGUCUGGUGUGUGGUGCUUCACGCAGGGAAUAUUGUGCAGACUGAUGUGUGUCUUCCCCUUUGUUUAGUUUGGUAGUUGUAGGGUCCAAGUUUUGCCCCUUUGUACUCCCCCUUUUAUUUGCAGCUUAGAGCUAUGUCGUGGAGAGCCUGUUGCUCUAUCGUGAUUUGGCUGGUAAUUUGGCGGCUAAUUUAUGAACCUUUCCUGAUUCUUUCG
Molecule: messenger RNA, 552 nt
Organism: Zea mays
Lineage: Eukaryota; Viridiplantae; Streptophyta; Magnoliopsida; Poales; Poaceae
Exons: 1
Coding region: 131-295 (54 amino acids)
Source: RefSeq, marked validated